Aphanomyces invadans is the source of this 2249-nucleotide messenger RNA. RefSeq lists its product as hypothetical. Gene Ontology annotation, molecular function: calcium ion binding. Lineage: Eukaryota; Oomycota; Saprolegniomycetes; Saprolegniales; Verrucalvaceae. Bases 4 to 2049 code for a protein of 681 amino acids. The transcript has 7 exons. The record is from RefSeq and is a predicted model, not a curated record.
AUCAUGACAAGGAUACAAGCCGCCGCGUCAGCGGCGGCACCUCCAACCUCUCUGCUCAUGCAACAGAUGAAAGCGUUGGGCAAAAGGAACGUUCAGGACAUGUUUCGUCAUAUGGAUGCCGACGGGAACGGGAUGAUCGACAGGGAGGAGUUUCAGCAAGGACUGGCAGCCCACGGCAUGGACGCGGCGCACAUUGCAGCACUUUUUCGGCAGCUGGACCCGCAUCGCACAGGAUCUAUCGACUAUAAGACGUUCUUUGACACGUAUUACGAUCAGCUGCCCCUCCCUCCCGCGCUCCUCUCGAACGCGCAAGUGCUCGAGAAAGUCCAGCACAUCCUCCAGUCCAAGCGCCAUCGACUCCAUAAACUCUUCCAUUCGAUUGAUGCCGACAAGAACGGAACCAUCGACCAUCGCGAGUUUCAUCAGUGCUUGACGAGUCUGGGGCUUCACCCGUCAGAAAUCAACGUCGUUUUGGAUGUAUUCGACCCCGACGGCAACGGAGCCAUCGAUUACGCCGAAUUCUCCGCGGCCGUCCUCCCGCUGGACGGGGCCACCGAACUGCACGCGCUCCACCUGGCCAUGGAGAAGCCCCAUGGCGUGAAAGCGUUUCCGCCUCCGCCGUCGCUUGUGAAGCCGCUCAUGGAACAGACCCCAUGCGACGGUCUCGACGGCGCUGCCGACGACGUUGGUGUUGCCGAGUUGUACGCGACGUUUGUCGAGAAAUUGCUGCUAAAACACCGAGACCUGCGCUCGGCGUUUCGCGUGUUUGAUGUGAAAAAGGAAGGCCAGUUGCCCCGCGACGCGUUUGCUCGAUGUAUCGAGAGUGUCUUUGGCGAUGGCGCGGCCGACGCCACCCGACGACUCUGGCCAUUCCUCGAUCCCACAAACUCUGGAUUUGUGCCGUUCUACACGUUUAGCAAAGGAAAACAGCACCCCAGCGCGCAAGCGUCGCCCAUCAGACCAAGCCAUUUGAAUCCGAUCCUUCCGUCGCCAACCAAAGCCCCAACACGGCGGUCCGCGGUCCAAGAAAAGGUUCGUCUGUACUUGGAGGGCAAGUACAAAAACGUGGGGAAGGGUGUCGGGGAGCUCUACCGCCUCUGUCACCCGGAUGCGGUGGGGGUGUUCGACAAGCGGCAUUUGAUUCGGCUGCUGCAAGCGCACUGUCAACUGAGCGCUGACGACGCCGCGCUCUUUUGUUCCUUUGGCCGGCCUCCCUCCGACAUGAACAUGAUGGAGAAGGACAUUCUACUUUGCUUGAAUGCCACAGCAACGCCACCGGAAGAUGUACACCCGAGGGAGCUCUUCAAAGACGCUCAGCGCAUCGUGUUCUUGGCAGAGACGCACAAUCGAACGCUCCAGCAACUUUUUCGUCAUGUCAUCCAAGACACACCCGACGACAAGGUCGUCCACACAAAGCUGCCUCUGCCGCGGCUCAGCGACCUCCUCUUCAACACGUUUCAAGUCGAUAUUCCUCCAGACCGGCUAGAAGACCUGCUCGGAUCCUCGGACGACAUUACGUACAGUCAGCUCGUGCACUGCGCGGAGCGAAAAGUCCUGGCGAUCGAGGCACAUCAUGCCAUGGUAACCUCGGCCAAGACCGAUUUCUAUGGUCAGCCUCUGGGAAAUCGAGCAUCCGAGCCGCCAUCUCCCCUCUCCAAGCGCCACGUGAGCGACCCCGCCUUCCUCACCCACGACAUGCGAAUCCAGGACCUGCCUAGCCCCACCAAGCGGGCGCUGCCUUGUCAACUGUCCGCACACGACAUGAACUUCAAGGGAGCGGGUGUCCCGUCCGCGGUUCUCGGAGGGGUGCGAUGUACUGUUGAACCCAUCGUGGCACUGCCCGAGCCUGAAGAACGUCGCGUGGCGCCACGUUGGCAAUCCAAAACUGUGGAAGUCGCGCAUGAAAAGAUUGGGCUGGGCGGAGGACGCAAGAAAAUGGCCAACGACCCUGGGCGACACAACAUGAACGACCUCCUUCUGAACCCCCCACCCACAACGCAUCACGUUUCUCCGUCGACGAGAGGCGGCGGCACCACCCGUCUGUGGUGACCCCCUUGGCCGAGUCUUUCUGACACUAUCAUCUGCUUGAACAACGGCAGCGACAACAGAGUCGUUUCUCGGUAUGCCGAUCGCUGUAGCAAAGCGAUGGAGGAGCGUGAAGAUCUGUGUCUCGAGCGCUCGAAUCACUUGGAAGUGUUGCGCCAUGCUAAGUUUGAAUCGACAACGUUUUCCCGGCAGUGCUGUUGGGG